UUUUUUUUUACUGGUCACUGAAGCUGCACAGGGACCAUGGAUCCUCCACCGACUUCAGAGAAAUCGCAUCUCAUCAACGAAAGAAAUGCCAAAAUAUACUCCUUAAAAUUUAGCAGUGAAUUCUCAGGUUCCAAAGAAGGUUGUCCAGACCUGCCUUUGGGAAAUGGGGAUAUGGCUGGUGCCAUCGAGCUGAAGAGGCCCGUUGGAACUCAUUGCCAUGGGAAAAAAGCAGCCUGCGAUGAGAGCCGUGAGAAACUCAUAGCAAAGAAGAAACUGUACAUCGCCUCCAUAGUCUGUCUGGUUUUCAUGAUUGGAGAAGUUAUAGGUGGUUAUCUAGCACACAGUCUGGCCAUUAUGACCGAUGCAGCGCACCUUCUGACGGAUUUUGGCAGUAUGAUGGUCAGUAUUUUUUCCUUGUGGAUCUCCUCAAGACCACCCACCAAGAGAAUGAACUUUGGCUGGCACAGAUCAGAGAUUCUGGGAGCCCUGGUAUCUGUAAUGUCCAUCUGGAUCGUGACUGGGGUGUUGGUCUACCUUGCCAUUGAGAGGAUAGUAAAAAAUGAUUAUGAAAUUGAAGGCAGUGUGAUGCUCGUCACCUCAGGUUGUGCAGUCGUGGUCAACAUCGUAAUGGCCUAUAUUCUCCACCAUUCCACGACCUUCCACAGUCACGGUUCAGGCUACCACAAGAUUGAUGAGAAUGGGAUGAGCCCCGUGGGCCAUGGCCACUCCCACAGCCUCCUGGGUAAUCAUGGGAACACCAGUGUCAGAGCAGCAUUUAUUCAUGUUUUGGGGGAUCUCUUACAGAGCUUUGGAGUCAUGGUGGCCGCCAUUAUCAUCUUCUUCAGGCCAGAAUACAAAAUAGCUGAUCCCAUUUGCACUUUCCUCUUCUCUGUGUUCGUCCUGGGCACCACCAUUACCAUUCUAAGAGAUGUCUUCCGCAUUCUCAUGGAGGGAGUACCCAAAGGAAUAGAGUUUAAUUCAGUGAAGGAGGUGCUGCUGUCUCUGAAGGCAGUGAAGGCCAUGCAUAGCUUACACCUGUGGGCUCUCACCAUAGGCCAGAGUCUGCUGUCUGUUCACAUAGCUAUUGAGGAGAAUGCUGACCCUCAGAGUGUCUUAAAGGAAGCCACUGAACUCCUUCAGACCAAAUUUGGCUUUUACAGCACAACCAUUCAAGUGGAGCCUUAUUGCGAGGACAUGAUCCACUGCGUCCAGUGCCAGGACCCUACGGACUAAGUUCUCCGAGUGCACCGGUGAGGGGAGGCUGCCUGUAUAAAAUGUAUGCACACAUAUUAAGCUUCAUUGAGGGUCCAAGCCAGAAAUGGAAACACUGUGCAAAUGUAUCAUCUACAUAUCAUUAUGAAUAUGUACAUGCCAAAUGCAUUUCUAUCGAUUACCAAGAAAAUAAAAAUAAAGAGAUUUCACACUGUGCCAUCUUAAAAGUGCAUCGGUUUAUGGGAGGAAUAGCUUUAACAUGAAGUGGUGAGGUUUAGCUUCACAUACUGUAUGCAAAGAGGAAGUGAACCGAGCGGUAGAACAUAAAUAUGAGGCCUGGAGGCAUCACUGUGAGCCUUUUUAUUGUGAAUUUGCAAGGUUUUGCUUGGAUGGCAUUGUACAUUAUUGCAGGAGUGUACUGUAAUUGCCUGUCUGUGGUCUUAGGAGGGUAAAAGAUGGGUAUUGACGUGACUUCCUUAAAAACAAUUAGAAUGGGGUUUAUUAUGCCCCAUCCAGCCUGGCGUCUGCUGUCAGCACGGUUCUGUAAUCAAUGUGAAUGUCCGGCAAACUACGGCAUGGUGUUGUAGGGCUUAAAAAGAGAUUCUGCUCAAGUGUAAUUAUGGAUUUUGUUGAGAGAUCUCUCACUAAUGUCUUGUCUCACGGUACAAUACUAUCUGCAAAAGCAAAUGGGUGAUUAACUCUGUUCUUCCUCACUGGCUGCGAUAGUUAAGGACCUGUUGUUGUUGUUUUUAAGCGUGGCUUCAUGGGGCUUUGAAAGAACGGCAGAGACAAAAUGACAGAUGACAGUAAUCAACUAAGAAUGAUAUUAAAGGUGAACUGUGUAAUUUGAAAUACUUUCUCUAUCCCAGUUUCAUGAGCAGAAACCAGGGGCCUCAUUUAUAAAAUG
Molecule: messenger RNA, 2119 nt
Organism: Rhinichthys klamathensis goyatoka
Lineage: Eukaryota; Metazoa; Chordata; Actinopteri; Cypriniformes; Leuciscidae
Gene: slc30a2
Product: solute carrier family 30 member 2
Exons: 8
Coding region: 37-1233 (398 amino acids)
Biological process (GO): zinc ion transmembrane transport; response to zinc ion
Cellular component (GO): plasma membrane
Molecular function (GO): zinc ion transmembrane transporter activity
Source: RefSeq, a predicted model, not a curated record